Loxodonta africana (African savanna elephant) is the source of this 5159-nucleotide messenger RNA. It is a transcript of the gene VAMP7, whose product is annotated as vesicle associated membrane protein 7. Lineage: Eukaryota; Metazoa; Chordata; Mammalia; Proboscidea; Elephantidae. Gene Ontology annotation, cellular component: SNARE complex; membrane. The record is from RefSeq and is a predicted model, not a curated record. The coding region runs from base 351 to 1013 and encodes 220 amino acids. Gene Ontology annotation, molecular function: SNARE binding; SNAP receptor activity. The transcript is spliced from 8 exons. Gene Ontology annotation, biological process: exocytosis; endosome to lysosome transport; vesicle fusion.
AGGGUGACGGUGUUGACGGGAAGGUGCUGGGGGUGGAGCGAGGAGGCAGUGCAAAGGUGACUCGGUCUUCUCUGGUGUCAACAGUUCGAUUUGUCGGGCAAGUCGAGUUUGGGCGAAGUCCGUUUUAUGGCGCUGAUAAGGCCUCGAGUUAAAGAGAUUCGGAAUGUGUUGCUUCAGCUGUUACAGGAGGGAAAAAUGCUAACUUUAUGUCGGUUCUCAUUCUGUCGGAUCUGUGUGUAGCAUUUGAAUCCCUCGAUCACUGAGUCUUCUUAAAAUUCCUCUCCACAUCCUUGUUUCGAUGGCGUCACUCAUCUGGUUCACCUUCGACUUCUGGCUUUGAGAUUGAAGCCAUGGCCAUUCUAUUUGCUGUUGUUGCCAGGGGAACCACUAUCCUUGCCAAACAUGCUUGGUGUGGAGGAAACUUCCUGGAGGUGACAGAGCAGAUUCUGGCUAAGAUACCUUCUGAAAACAACAAACUAACAUACUCACAUGGCAAUUAUUUGUUUCAUUACAUCUGCCAAGACAGGAUUGUGUAUCUUUGUAUCACUGAUGAUGAUUUUGAACGUUCUCGAGCAUUUACUUUUCUGAAUGAGGUGAAGAAGAGGUUCCAAACUACAUAUGGUUCAAGAGCACAGACAGCACUUCCAUAUGCCAUGAAUAGCGAGUUCUCAAGUGUUUUGGCUGCGCAGCUGAAGCAUCACUCCGAGAAUAAGGGCCUAGACAAAGUGGUGGAGACUCAAGCCCAAGUGGAUGAACUGAAAGGAAUCAUGGUCAGAAACAUAGAUCUUGUAGCUCAGCGUGGAGAAAGAUUGGAAUUAUUGAUAGACAAAACAGAAAACCUCGUGGAUUCAUCUGUCACCUUCAAAACCACCAGCAGAAACCUUGCCCGAGCCAUGUGUAUGAAGAAUCUCAAGCUCACUAUUAUCAUCAUCAUUGUAUCAAUUGUGUUCAUCUAUAUCAUUGUCUCUCCUGCCUGUGGUGGAUUUACAUGGCCAAGCUGUAUAAAGAAAUGAGAAAGAAAAAGUUAUUAACCAAGGAUAGUAGAGAACAAGGAGUUAAAAGUAAUCCAUGUGACUCUAAGCCUUUCACUGUUGACAGGUGGUAUCUGUCAGUCUCUUCAACCCUCUUCUCACUUUUUCAUUUUUUUAAUCUUAUUCUAUACCUCCAGAUUUGUCUUUGUCCCAUCAACCAGUUUGUCCCAGUGCACUUCAAAUUGAACUGUCAUUGCAGUAGUAGCCUUAAAAAGGCUUUGGUUUGUGUAACUAAUAUUGUCUACUUAGAGAAAUGGUUUUGUUUUUAAUUGCCCAAAGCUAUCAACAAGGUGAAAACCACCAGUCUUAUUAGCUGUCUGCUAAAGUUAAGGAGGAAUUUUGUAUGUGCACACAGAAGUAUUCAAGAGACAGAUAGUAUUGCUGACAUCUCAUUAUAAUGUCUUUUGUUGUUUAAGAGUUUUAGGUGCUUCAAAACAAUACAAAUGAAGAAUACUUGCUAUUUUGGGAAUUAUAAUUAGAUUGUUGGUGCUGCUUGUUUCUAGGAGCCCAAACCGGUAAAGUAUUAAACAUUUAUUUCAGUCACAUGGGAAAUGUUUUGCCAGCCCAUUUAGAAGCACACACAAUUAUCCUCAUCCUCCUAGUAUUCACUUUCAGGAACAAAGUUCAAUGUACUGAUCAUUCACAAUACAGUGAAUGGUUUUAUAUCCUCUAUUUCCACAUUGCAGUUAAUAUGAGAAGAUGAUGGUUUAAAUAUUGUUGAAGAUUGUUUUUUAAUAUUCUUUUUUAUUCUGUGGAUAUUUAGGGCAACUGUAUUGUUCAUAGAAUGGGUAGUGGAGGGGGUAGGGAAGAUAAUUGCUCUGGCUUACCAAAGAAAAGGAAGAGAACAGCAGUGUGUUCAUGUUUGUUUGUAUGAAGGGAGGUAGUGUGGGAAAAAUUUUCCAUUCUGGGAGAAGCCCCAAACUGGGUACAGUCAACCACCAAGUCUAGUAUUUGGGUUUGACUGCUGUUGAAUAAUAGUUUGAGCAUCCUUUGUGGUGUAAUAAAUUCUUUAAUCUGCCUAGUUUUGAAGAAUUCUUUUGUGAAACAUGAAAGAGAGUAGACAGUAUGAUGUAUAGGAACAAUACAAAAUAGUUUAACAUUCAUUUAACUGCCGUGUAAGAAAACUGGUCUGUAAUCAUACUGCUUAGGCUACUCUGUUAUCUAAGUAUGUAUUUUUGGUGUGUAUCUGAAAGGAAAACAUUUGCUGCCCUAGAUCUAAUUGCAUUUAUUUAUCAGUAAGUGCCAUUAAAUGGAAAUUCUAUUACAUCUGACCUUUUUCCCAGUGAAAGAACAAAUUAGUCUAUAGAACCUAGCUGCCUGUUUAGCCUGGUCAUGUGCCUUGAAUAUAGAUGUAUCACAUAAUCUGGCUCAUUGUGCCUAUUCCUACAGCUAAACUUUUCAAUUGAUGCUACCUGAUUCAUUUAUUUGAAAAAUAUCUUAGGACCACUGGAAUUCUUUUCCUGUUGGUCAUGCAUAGCACAAUGAUUUCUUUCAGACCUCUUUAUCAACACUAAUGCAUUUUAGUUAAAUCUGCAUUUCCUAUUGGAAAACAAUUUGUUUCACAAAAACAUUUGGCACUCCUGAGUAAUAAUUUCCAAAUGGCUUUAAUCCAAAGAAAAAGACUUAAAGCUUAUUUCUCCUUCUUAUACACACCUGAAUAAAAUCGAUGUGCAUGUUUUAGGGAUCAAUUACAUUACUGUUUCUUGUUCUAUUUAUGUAUAAAAAUGCUCUUGAAAGCACAUGUUUUGCUUUAAAUAAUGCACAAACUGAAGACAUUAAUAAAACUUAAGAGUAAUACAGUGAGUUGCUUAUUUAGAAGUCCUUCCUGGAAUCUUAAUUUCUUUUGAUGACAUUCUGCCAUAGUUUCCAGAAUAAAAGUAUUUUACUUACGCUGAAAAUACAUUAAGAAGUGUAACCUGAAGCCUUUCAGUAAAGAUCUAUAGGACAGUCUCAGGCUAUGGUUUCUUCAAAACUGGAAGACAUAAAAGAGCAUGGAAAAAAUGAAAUAAUAUAUUUAGGCCAUGGUGAACUGAAAGAUACUGAAACGGCCACACAGCCUCCACAACAGUCAUAGUGAAACACUGGUUUAGAUAAAAUGGAAAAAGAACCCCAGGGAUUGACAUCUAAGUCAACAAAAAUCUUUCUAAGGUUCUGAAAGAGAUGGUUCAAAGGAAGGUAUGAGGCAGUAGUAGAGAACAAUUUGUUAUAGCAAACAGGUUUACCUAAACAGAAAAAAGUGGCAAAGAUCAAGUAUCCAAAACACUUGUUGGAGGUGCCAUCGAGACAGUUCCGACGCAUAGCUACCCUAUGUACAACAGAAUGAAACAUGCCUGGUCUUGCAUCAUCCUCAUGAUCCUUGCUAUGUUUGAGCCCAGUGUUGCAGCCACUGUAUCAGUCCAUCUCAAUGAGGGUCUUCUACUUUUUUACCAACCCUCUACCAAGUGUGAUGUCCUUCUCCACGGACUGGUCCCUCCUGAUAACAUGUCCAAAGUAUGUGACACGAGUCUCCCCAUCCUCACUUCUAAGGAGCAUUCUGACUGUACUUCUUCCAAGAUAGACCUGUUGGUUCUUUUCGCAGCCCAUGACACAUUCAGUAUUCUUUGCCAACACCAUAAUUCAAAGUCAUCAAUUCUUCGAUUUUCCUUAUUUAUGAUUGAAAACCCCAUGGCUUGGAUCCGGCGCCCCUUAGUCCUCAGAGUGACAUCUUUGCUUUUUAACACUGUAAAGAGCUCCUCUGCAGCAGAUUUGCCCAAGGCGAUACAUCCUUUGAUUUCUUAACUGCUGCUUCCAUGGGCAUUGAUUGUGGAUCCAAGUAAAAUGAAAGCCUUGACAACUUCAGUCCUUUCUCUCUUUAUCAUGAUGUUGUUUAUUGGUCCAGUUGUGAGGAUUUUUGUUUUAUGUUGAAGUGUAAUCCAUACUGAAGGCUGUAGUCUUUGAUCUUCAAGUGCUUCAAGUCCUUUUUACUUUCAGCAAGCAAGGUUGUGUCAUCUGCAUAAUGCAGGUUGUUAAUGAGUCUUCCUCCAAUCCUGAUGCCCCGUUCUUCAUAUAGUCCAGCUUCUCAGAUUAUUUGCUCAGCAAACAGACUGAAUAAAUAUGGUAAAAGGAUACAACCCUGACUCACACCUUUCCUGAUUUUAAACUGCCCAGUAUCGCCUUGUUCUGGUUGAACAACUAUCUCUUGGUCUAUGUACAGGUUCCUCAUGAGCACAAUUAAGUGUUCUGGAGUUCCCAUUCUUCAUAACGUUAUCAGUAACUUUUAUGAUCCACAAAGUCAAAUGCCUUUGCAUAGUCAAUACAACACAGGUAAACGUUAUUUCUGGUAUUCUCUGCUUCCAGCCAAGAUCCAUCAGACAUCAACAAUGAUAUCCCUCAUUCCAUGUCCUCUUCUGAAUCCGGCUUCAAUUUCUGGAAGUUCCCUGUCGAUGUCCUGCUGCAACCGCUUUGGAAUGAUCUUCAGCAAAAUUUUACUUGUGUAUGGUAUUAAUGAUACUGUUUGAUAAUUUUUGCAUUCUACUGGAUCACCUUUCUUGGGAAUGGGCACAAAUAUGGACCUCUUCUAGUUGGUUGGCCAGGUAGCUGUCUUCCAAAUUUCUUGGCAUGGACAAGUGAGCACUUCCAGCGCUGCAUUCAUUUGUUGAAACAUCUUAAUUGGUAUUCCAUAAAUUCCUGGAGCCUUGUUUUUCGCCAGUACCUUCAGUGCAGCUUGGACUUCUUCCUUUUGUACCAUCGGUUCCUGAUCAUAUGGUUGACUGUUGACCAGUUCUUUUUGGUAUAAUAACUCUGUGUAUUCCUUCAAUCUUCUUUUGAUGCUUCCUGCAUCAUUUAAUAUUUUUCCCAUAGAAUCCUUCAGUAUUAUAACUCAAGGCUUGAAUUUUUUCUUCAGUUCUUUCAGCUUCAGAAAUGCUGAGUGUGUUCUUCCCUUUUGGUUUUCUAACUCCAGGUCUUUGCACAUUUCAUUAUGACAGUUUACUUUGUCUUCUCGAGCUGCCCUUUGAAAUCUUCUAUUCAGCUCUUUUACUUCAUCAUUUCUUUCAUUCAGUUUAUCUACUCAGCAUUCAAGAGCAAGUUUCAGAUUCUCUUCUGACAUCCCUUUUGGUUUUUGCUUUCUUUCCUGUCUUUUUAAUGACA